Messenger RNA from Parnassius mnemosyne (clouded apollo), 4329 nucleotides. NCBI's taxonomy places the organism in Eukaryota, Metazoa, Arthropoda, Insecta, Lepidoptera, Papilionidae. The record is from the annotation of a GenBank genome assembly.
AUUCACGGAUCUCUUUAAACUGAAGUAGUUGUGCAAUAUUGUAAUAAAUACUUAGUUCAUUAAAAUUGAUUGCUGUGAAUUUAAAAAUGACCACUUACUUCUCGUACCUGGAUCCCAAGUUGCAAGAGGAGCUCAAGAAAACUGCUGAAGCAAUUGUCGCCCCAGGAAAGGGUAUUCUCGCUGUGGACGAAUCAAACGGUCAGUUGUUGGCGGACUUCACAUGUCCUCCAAGAAAUGCAACUAUAUUUUCCAUUACUACUAAGUACGUGGUAAACCAGCGCUUUAAAGUACAACUAAUAAAGUCAGUGGUGCUGACGGGGAAAGAACGAGUUUUGCUUGCUUAUUAUGAAAUUUACAGUGCUCAAUAAUGUCCUACAGACUAAAUUCACUGCUAGCUUUUUUUGACUAGCCAACUGCACAGGGUAGGAUUAUAGUGUAUGAGCAAGCACAAGUGCACUCGCUAUUCCCUCACUCUCACAGCCCGAUGGUACGGUAAUUAGACACGACCGGAGAGGGAUCAGUCGCAGGACUGAACAUUUGUUGACAAAAAACUCAAUAACAGAUUUUUUGGGCUGAUCCGGGAUUUAUCUCGGGACCUUAUGAUUGGAAAUCGGAUGUAAUACAACAUAUAUGUAACACAUUUAUGAGACAUUUAAUAGAAUCAGGCGUUACUUUGCAAAAUCCCAUUAUAUUAAACAUGUUAACUGUAUGAUUGAUCUUAAACAUUUGUAACUAACAGUGGUAGAGCCACGCGGCAGCUUCUGCUGUCGCACGGAUGGGCCGGCUCGAACCGGGGUGGUACCACGACCUCACAGAAUACCAGUGUGAAGUAGCGGUUUACCUCUGCGUUCCGCUUGGUGAGUGCAGGUGGCCGGAGGCCAUACCCCCCCCCAUCAACAUGGUAGCGGAAUUGAACAGAAGACUACCCCAGGAGGGUACCAGCACCCCUGGAGAAUCCCUCGCUGAGCAUCCACGACCAAGAAGACAAAGGCAACUCCUGCCACGCUUUCCGUGGAUUUCUGCAAUAUCAGGGGACUUCAUUCAAACCUUAACGCCGUCCACUACCAUCUGGAGAUAGCUAGGCCGGCCUUGCUCUUUCUAACCGAGACACAGGUGUCCUCUCCGGCUGAUACUUCGUAUCUCUCCUACCCGGGGUACAAAUUAGAACACUCGUUUGUGCCCCGGGCUGGAGUUUGCGCGUACGUCAGAGAGGACAUCUGUUUUUGACGCCUCGGUAGUCUUGAAGGUAAGGACCUGUCCAUCCUAUGGCUACGCGUAGACAGCGACGACCAUCCCCGCAUCUACGGGUGCCUCUAUAGGUCCCAUAGCGGUAAUGCAAACACAGACCGACUCAUCGACCACGUCCAAAUGGCUGCAGACUCCGUGCUACAACAGGUCCCAUCGGCAGAGAUCGUGAUUCUUGGCGAUUUUAACGCCCACCACGCCUAAUGGCUCGGUUCACGCUUUACCGAUCAUGCGGGGAGAUCUGUUUAUAACUUUGCCUUGGCAUAUGGUCUGACACAAUUGGUUACUUCGCCUACGCGGAUCCCAGAUGUGGAGGAUCAUGUACCUUCCCUGUUGGACCUUCUGCUGACCUCUCAUCCGGACGGAUAUCAGGUCUCCGUCAAUGCCCCUCUGAGCUCUUCGGACCAUUGUCUGAUCCGGAGUACGGUGCCACUCGCGUUCCAAUCUCAAUUGCGAUCUGCAGCUUGUCGCCGUGUUUGGUACUAUAGGUCGGCCGAUUGGAACGGGAUGCGGUUUUUUUUGCAUUCUACCCUUCGGGGCGGGUUUGCUUCGCGCCGGAUGAUCCGAACGUUGUUGCUGAUUCUGUCGCUGAUGUGCUACUUCAGGGAAUGGAAUUAUUUAUUCCAUCAUCUGUGGUGCCUAUCGGAGGCAGAAAUCAGCCAUGGUUUGUUCAUUCCUGCAAAAUUGCAUCACGCUAUAAGCAGGAGUGCUACCAAACCUGGGCCGACGCAUCAACGUCCCGGGAUGUAAAUACCAGCGCUCUUAAAAAGAAGUAUAAUUCCGCCUCCAGGUCCUUAAAAAGUGUCAUUGCCAAGGCAAAGUCAGAGCACAUCGGCAGAAUUGGCGAGAAACUAGUUCGCCUCCCUUCGGGAACACGUGCAUUCUGGUCUCUCGCCAAGGCUGUCCAAGGGAACUUCUGUCAGCCAUCUCUGCCAUCUCUACACAGGGCGAACGACUCACUGGCCCAUGACGCAAAAGAGAAAGCUCUCUUUUUGCUUCCAACUCGACUCUAGAUGACAGGGGAACACACCGCCGACCAUCCCGCGGUGUGAUUGCUCCAUGCAGGAAGUGCUGUUUACACAGCGCUCGGUGCGUAAAGCACUCCUCUCCCUGGACGUCAACAAGUCGAGUGGGCCUGAUGGAGUCCCACUUAUUGUGCUGAAGACGUGUGCUCAGGAGUUGGCACCGGUUUUAUCGCGUCUUUUCCGGUACUCCUACUCCAUUGGCGUAGUCCCGAACUCAUGGAAGACAGCUUUGGUGCACCCGAUCCCUAAAAAAGGCAACCGCUCAGAUCCGUCCAACUACAGGCCUAUCGCUAUUACCUCCUUGUUCUCCAAAGUAAUGGAAACCAUUAUUAACAGCCAGCUCAUGCGGUACCUUGAGGAUCACCAGCUGAUUAGUGACCGCCAGUACGGUUUCCGUCGAGGUCGUUCAGCUGGUGAUCUUUUAGGUUACCUAACUCAUAGAUGGGCGGAGGUAGUGGAGUCCAAGGGGGAGGCAUUGGCCGUUAGUUUGGACAUAGCGAAGGCCUUCGAUCGGGUUUGGCAUAAAACGCUUCUUUCGAAGCUCCCUUCCUAUGGGCUUCCCGAGAAAUUGUGCAAUUGGAUCACUAGUUUUCUUGCAGAUCGGAGCAUCAAGGUCGUAGUAGACGGUGCAUGCUCCGAUUACAAGUCCAUUAACGCUGGUGUUCCACAAGGCUGCGUGCUAUCACCAACGAUGUUUCUUCUGCAUAUCAAUGAUAUGUUACAAACCAGUAACAUUCAUUGCUAUGCCGACGACAGUACUGGUGAUACUUUAUACACCGGCCGUGUCAAUAUUUCUCGGGAAAACGUCGCCGAGUACCGGAACAAACUUGUGUCUGAAGUCGAGACUUUGUUGAACAAAGUCUCAGACUGGGGUCGACUAAAUCUAGUCCAAUUCAAUCCCCAGAAGACACAAGUUUGCGCGUUUACCGCUAAAAAGAACCCCUUUGUCGUAUCUCCUCAGUUUCAAGGUACUCCCCUUGUUGCCUCAGCCAGUAUAGGGAUCCUUGGUGUCGACAUAUCGAGUGACGUGCAGUUUCAUGGUCACUUGGAAGAGAAGGCCAAAAUGGGCCUCUAAAAAGAUUGGCCUGCUCAGCACAGUGGGACAGUAUUUCAUGCCUGCACACCGCUUGCAACUUUACAAGGCGCAGGUUCAGCCUCACAUGGAAUACUGUUCUCAUCUCUGGGCAGGGGCUCCCCAGUGCCAGCUCCUUCCACUUGACCGCAUCCAGCGCAGAGCGGUUCGAAUCGUCGACGACCGAGUUCUUUCCCAUCGGCUUGACUCAUUGGCACUGCGUAGAGAUGUUGCAUCUCUUUGCGUAUUUUAUCGCUUCUAUCACGGGGAGAGCUCUGAGGAAUUGUUCGAACUAAUUCCAGCCGCCCAAUUUCACCAUCGCACAUCGCGGCAGAACUCCCGAUACCAUCCACACCAUCUGGAUGAUUGGCGGUCCACCACUGUGCGAUUUAGAAGAUGUUUUCUUCCUCGCACAACUUCCUUGUGGAAUAGUUUACCACCAGCGAUUUUUCUGGACCGAUACGACUUAGGGACCUUCAAGAAAAGAGCCUACUCCUUUUUAAAAGGCCGGCAACGCAUCUGCGAUUCCCCUGGUGUUGCAGUUGUUCAUGGGCGGCGGUAGUCACUUACCGCUUAGGGGAGCCGCAUGCUCGUUUACCCAUCUCCUAUAAAAAAAAAAUUGUAAGAAUUAUUAAUAAAGUUAGGAAUGUAAAUUUCUGAUUUAUUUUCAUUAAUAUAUUUUAAUGAAGCCACUAUAUUGCGUUUUUUCAGAGGGAAUUGGUAAACUGCUAGCAACAGUGGGCUUAGAAAAUACAGAGAAUAAUAGAAGAAAGUAUCGGCAACUUUUAUUUACUGCUGACGAUGUAAGUAACAAGUUAAAUGUAUUUUUUUAAAUUAAUGUUUUAAGCACUACAAGAACGUUUCUUUUGUAUUGUUAUUUUAUUCGUCUGACUACAUUUCAGACUUGCAAUUACUUGCAGCUAGUUUUUAAAGGUAUUGUACCGACUCGUAAAAUAUCUUUAUAACAAUAAUUUAUCUUAAUAUAUA